ACAGAUUAUAAAAGGCCAGCCUCGUGGGAGAGAGAGCAAUAACAGAAUCUGGAGAGACAACAUUCUCAAUCCUGACCAGAACAGCAGCCAGACUAAAUAAUGAAGGCUUUCCUGGUAGCCUUGCUCCUGAUGAUGACAGUGGCAAAUGGAUGUGCUCUGAAGUGCAGACGCUGUGUUCCUUCGGUACCAGGCGGAAGAUGUACCGUAUCCACGGAGACCUGCUCCUCUAACAUGGAUGCCUGUGUGGCCGCCCGCUUCCUCAUCUCCCCCUUCUCAUACUUCAACAGGUGCAUUAAAAUGAGCGACUGCAGGAUCCUGCAGAGGAGCCCCUACAUAAAAGCCAACUGCUGCCAGACAGACAUGUGCAAUAUCUCCAGCUUUUAGAUGUCCAGAUCCCUCCUGAGUGUCCAAGACCCCCCCACA
Messenger RNA from Alosa alosa (allis shad), 423 nucleotides. Its product is annotated as CD59 glycoprotein-like. Lineage: Eukaryota; Metazoa; Chordata; Actinopteri; Clupeiformes; Clupeidae. The record is from RefSeq and is a predicted model, not a curated record. Bases 100 to 384 code for a protein of 94 amino acids. The transcript has 4 exons.